Erinaceus europaeus (western European hedgehog) is the source of this 4447-nucleotide messenger RNA. RefSeq names its product CAP-Gly domain containing linker protein 2 (gene CLIP2). The record is from RefSeq and is a predicted model, not a curated record. The coding region runs from base 1 to 2952 and encodes 983 amino acids. Gene Ontology annotation, molecular function: microtubule plus-end binding. The transcript is spliced from 16 exons. Gene Ontology annotation, biological process: cytoplasmic microtubule organization. Gene Ontology annotation, cellular component: nucleus; cytoplasm; microtubule plus-end. NCBI's taxonomy places the organism in Eukaryota, Metazoa, Chordata, Mammalia, Eulipotyphla, Erinaceidae.
AUGGGGAGCUGGCUCUGCUCUUUCCUGGGCUCGCCCCUGCACCGGCCCUGCGCCCCGGCGGAGGCGGGCGACGAGGCGCCAGGGGACCUGGUGCGGGGCGAGCGCGUGUGGGUGAACGGCGUGAAGCCGGGCAUCGUGCGCUUCCUGGGCGAGACGCAGUUCGCGCCGGGCCAGUGGGCGGGCGUGGAGCUGGACGAGCCGGUGGGCAAGAACGACGGCGCGGUGGGCGGCGUGCGCUACUUCGAGUGUCCGGCGCUGCGCGGCAUCUUCACGCGGCCGUCCAAGCUGGCGCGGGGGCCCGGGGACGCGGGCGGCUCCGGCAGCGACGCGCCGUCGGUCGAGUCGCUCACGGCGCAGAACCUCAGCCUGCACGCCGGGGCCGCCACCCCGCCGCCCGGGCGCGCCUUCCCGCUGCGGCCCGGCAACGAGUCGGGCUCCAACCUGUCGGACAGCGGCUCGGUGCAGCGCGGGGACAAGGACCUGCGCCUGGGGGACCGCGUGCUGGUUGGGGGGACGAAGACGGGUGUGGUACGUUAUGUGGGGGAGACCGACUUCGCCAAGGGCGAGUGGUGCGGUGUGGAGCUGGACGAACCUCUGGGCAAGAAUGACGGGGCUGUGGCGGGGACCAGGUACUUCCAGUGCCCGCCCAAGUUUGGUCUCUUCGCGCCCAUCCACAAGGUGAUUAGGAUCGGCUUCCCAUCCACCAGCCCUGCCAAGGCCAAGAAGACCAAGCGCAUGGCAAUGGGUGUUUCAGCACUCACGCACAGUCCCAGCAGCUCCUCCAUCAGCUCUGUCAGCUCUGUGGCCUCAUCUGUAGGCGGCCGGCCCAGUCGCAGUGGCCUGCUCACGGAGACCUCUUCCCGCUAUGCCCGCAAGAUCUCAGGCACCACUGCCCUGCAGGAGGCACUGAAGGAGAAGCAGCAGCACAUUGAGCAGCUGCUGGCUGAGCGGGACCUGGAGCGGGCGGAGGUGGCUAAGGCCACCAGCCACAUCUGUGAGGUGGAGAAGGAGAUUGCCCUGCUCAAGGCGCAGCAUGAGCAGUAUGUCACAGAGGCUGAGGAGAAGCUGCAGCGUGCCCGGCUGCUGGUGGAGAGCGCGAGGAAGGAGAAAGCAGACCUGUCCAACCAGCUGGAGGAGGAGCGCAGGAAGGUGGAAGACCUGCAGUUCCGUGUGGAGGAGGAGUCCAUCACCAAGGGAGACCUGGAGACACAGACGCAGCUGGAGCAGGCGCGUGUUGGGGAGCUGGAGCAGAGCCUGCUGCUGGAGAAGGCGCAGGCCGAGCGGCUGCUCCGCGAGCUGGCAGACAACCGGCUGAGCACUGUGGCUGAGAAGUCUCGGGUGUUGCAGCUCGAGGAGGAACUUAAUCUGCGUUGUGGGGAGAUCCAGGAGCUGCAGCAGUGCCUGCUGAACUCGGGGCCCCCGCCCGCUGACCACCCAGAGGCGGUUGAGAUGCUGCGACAGCGGGAACGACUGCUAUCGGCCAACCAAGCGCCUCUGCGGACGGCGGCGGCAGCAGCAUCCCAGAAGGCUCUGCGCGCCUCCCAGGCAGAGGUGGAACAGCUUCGGGCCACCAACGCCAGGCUGGCACAGGAAGUGCUGGAGCUCAAAGCCAAGGUGCAGCAGGCCACCAGCGAGAACAUGGGGCUUAUGGACAACUGGAAGUCCAAGCUGGACGCGCUGGCCUCCGACCACCAGAAGUCGCUGGAGGAUCUGCAGGCCAGCCUGAGCGCGGGCCCUGGUGGUGCCCAGCAGAAGGAGCUGGGCGAGCUCAGGGCGGUGAUGGAGGGCAUCAGGAUGGAGCAUCAGCUGGAGCUGGGCAGUCUGCAGGCACGCCAUGACCUAGAGACGGCCGUACAUGUCCAGGAGAAGGACGGGCUGAGACGGCAGCUGCAGGAGGUACAGGAUGAGCUGGCGGGCCUGCAGGAGCACUGGCAGGCACAACUGGAGGAGCAGGCUGGCCAACACAGGCUGCAGCUGCGCGAGGCCCAGGACCAGCGGCGGGACGCCGAGUUGCGGCUGCACGAGCUGGAGAAGCUGGACGUGGAGUACCGGGGCCAGGCGCAGGCCAUCGAGUUCCUCAAGGAGCAGAUCUCGCUGGCCGAGCAGAAGAUGCUGGACUACGAGCUGCUGCAGCGGGCCGAGGCUCAGAGCCAGCAGGAGGCUGAGAGGCUGCGGGAGAAGCUCCUGGUGGCUGAGAACAGACUCCAGGCCAUGGAGGCCCAGUGCUCCAAUAUGAUUGAAUCAGAUGACAUUUCAGGGGACACGAUCAGGAUGAAGGAGGCCCUGGAUGACCUUCAAGACAAGCUGAACAAGAGGGACAGAGAGGUGACAACUUUGACGUCCCAGGCAGAGAUGCUCAGGGCUCAAGUAAGUGCACUGGAGGGCAAAUGCAAGUCAGGGGAGAAGAAAGCAGAGGCCCUGCACAAGGAAAAGAGGAGGCUGGAGGCCGAGCUGGAGGCCGUGUCCCGGAAGACCCAUGAUGCCUCUGGGCAGCUGGUACUCAUCAGCCAGGAGCUGCUGCGCAAGGAGCGGAGCCUGAAUGAGCUUCGAGUCUUGUUGCUAGAGGCCAACCGCCACUCCCCGGGCCCCGAGAGGGACCUGGGCCGAGAAGUCCACAAGGCAGAGUGGCGACUCAAGGAGCAGAAGCUCAAGGAUGACAUCCAGGGCCUGAGGGACAAGCUCACAGGGCUGGACAAGGAGCGGGCGCUGUCUGAGCAGAGGCGCUACUCUCUCAUCGACCCGGCCUCUGCACCCGAGCUCCUGCGGCUGCAGCACCAGCUGGUGGGCACAGAGGAUGCGCUGCGGGCGGCCCUGGACCAGACCCAGCAGGUGGAGAAGCUGCUGGAGGCGCUGCGGAACCACCCCGACAGGUCCCAGGCCUUGGGUACUCCUGGCUCCACCAACGGCCUCCACCAGCAAGACAAGACCCACAAGCAGGAGGACAAGCACUGACCCCAAGAGACAAUGGAGUGGAAUAGAGUGGAGUGGCGGGCCCCCAUCAGAGCACCCACAGGCCUGCCCGAUGGCUCUCCCUGCUGGCGGGGCCCAGAACUGCCACUUCAGAGACAAGAACAGUGUUCAUCAUGUGCCCACCGCUGCUGUGGACAAUCCCUCGUCCCUGACCCCUGCUGGACAGAGACACCGCCGCCUCCUCCAGGCAGUCUUCCAGAGAGCAUGCCCCCCUCCCCCGGGCCUGGCCCUGGGGCACAGCCUGGAUACUCCAGACCUCCCGGCUUUCUCUAGUUUGUGGGAGGAGGCAGAGGUGAUGGGGCCAGGUUCCCCCGCAUACAACAAGGGCACCCUAGACCUGGCCCUGCCUUCCCUUGCUCCUUUCCCCUCCUCCUGGGUCCCCCCUCAGGCCCCAUAGAGCCAUUGUCCCGGGAGGGGGCCCAGUCGUCAGGGUCCAAGUGGGGGCCCUUUCUGCAGUCAUGUGGGGCCAGGAAAACCCCCCAGGACUCAAGCACAGGCAGGGGGCUUGGUUGUUAGUAGAGUGAGCCCGCCCCCUGCUGGCUGGAGGGUGGAGGGCACCUCUGGGUCAGGCCCUAGCACUGACACCCCCCCCCUUCAAUGAGUGGUACGAGUUCCCUCACUCAGCGAGGCCCCGGGUUCAAGGUGUUGGGGGAGUACUUCUUAUCUCCCUCCAGCACCACCACACAGCUCCAAGCCGCUGGCCAGAGGGGCCCCCCCAAGCUCCGGGGCUACAGUAUUAGGACAGCCUGGAAACCCUUUCCCUCAUGCCCUCACAUGCUGGGACACCAGCGGGAACCCAGGGACCCCCAGAUUCAGGGCUCUAGCCUUGUCCUGACUGCUGGCUGAUGCAGUGCUGCGCCCCUCCCCCGCACAGCUCCCCAGGCCCUUAACCUUGGCUCACAUGGGGUGGGGGGCUCAGGGACCCUGAGGGAAGCUGUGCGGCAGGUGGGUGUUUGCUGCCACACAGGUGGACUGCAGGACUGCACCCCCAAAAUAACCCCCACAACAUCUGCCCAGCUUCUUCCUCUCUGUAGCCAAGGAGACAGCCCCCCUAAGAGACCCCAGGCCUGAGAGCUGAAGGGCCCCCGCCACACACACAAUCACUGCGGGGCCUCUCCACAGGGCAGUGGGGGAGCCCCAUGGUCCAACAAGACCCUGGAGGGGUCCCCCUCCCCUAGAACGGGCCACCCCACCCCUGCUGGCUUCAGUAGCUCACACUCGCUUAUUAACACGCCUAGAAGCCCAGCGCUAGGGCCUGACCCAGAGGCGCCCGCCGCCCUUUGGCCAGCAGGGGGCGCGCUCACGCUACUAACAACCAAGCCCCCACCUGCUAGGAGGGGCCGGCUCUGGGUGGGGGGUGUCAGCUGCAGCUUGCCCCUCGACAUACAGGUCUUCCCCCUUUCCCUGAUGCCCCUCCCCCAAAGUGGAAUUGUUGAAGUGUGGAGAGUUCGUGAAAAUAAAGCUUGUGACAGAGGUC